AUGUCAACUGAAAAGAAUCGCUGUCAACAUGAUUCAAGUAAAUGUGUUGAUUGGACAAUAACUCGACGUAGUGAUUAUAAACCAGGACCAAAUGAAUCGGCUGGUUCUCAUUAUUCAACUACACGAACUUUUAAUGCUACAGAAAAAAGCUCAAAAACAAAUGAUAAACAGAAUAUAUCAGAAUCAGCGAUAAAAUCAACAAUGAAAACAAAUAAAAAUUUAGCAUCAUCAACACGUAAUUCUGUUUCAAAUAAAUCCAAAUCGAUCUAA
Messenger RNA from Rotaria socialis, 270 nucleotides. NCBI's taxonomy places the organism in Eukaryota, Metazoa, Rotifera, Eurotatoria, Philodinida, Philodinidae. The record is from the annotation of a GenBank genome assembly.